This is a messenger RNA of Leucoraja erinaceus (little skate), 2792 nucleotides long. It is a transcript of the gene lyrm9, whose product is annotated as LYR motif containing 9. The transcript is spliced from 4 exons. The coding region runs from base 279 to 635 and encodes 118 amino acids. Lineage: Eukaryota; Metazoa; Chordata; Chondrichthyes; Rajiformes; Rajidae. The record is from RefSeq and is a predicted model, not a curated record.
AGGAGUCUCAGUGCUGCAAGCUCCGUCCGCGUGGGUGUCUGCUGCAGGAGUCCCCGGGACUUGCUGCACCGCGCCCGGCUCUGGCUCUGCCCGAGGCCGAGGCCUGCCGUGGCGGAGCAGGCCGCUGCCCCAGUGCAAGGGCAACCUGCACCACACAUGGAGCACAGAAUAGCUCACCAUAUGUAUUCUUAACCACUCUGUCUAAAUGUGUUUAAGAAAAGACUGCAAAUGCUGGAAAAAUCAAAGGUCGGGCCAUCAGCUGAGGCAGGAAGUCGUAAAUGUGGAAGAUGCCGCCCUUGCCCGGUGCAGAAUUGGUACGGACGCCUCUCCAGUUAUAUCGGUACCUCUUUCGAUGUUGCAGGCUCCUUCCAACACAAACCAUACAGCAGCAUUACAAGCAUACAAUUAGACAGAAUUUUAAGAUUCAUGCGGAUGAAGAUGAUCCAAAGAGAAUUGAACAGAUUAUCAAAAGAGCAAUAGAAGAUGCAGACUGGAUUCUGUCUAAAAGUCAUACAGCAAGGAAACAGGCCCUUCAGCCCAACUUGUCCAUUCCGACCAAGAUUGUCCCAUCUAAGGGGCAGCAAUGUGGCGCAGCGGUGGAGUUACUGCUUUACAGCGCAAGAGGCCCAGUUUGAUCCUGACUCCGGGUGCUGUCUGUACGGAGUUUGUACGUUAUCCCCGUGACCGCGUGGGUUUUCUCCUGGAUCUCUGGUUUCCGCCCACACUCCAAAGACAUACAGGUUUGUAGGUUAAUUGGCUUGGUAAAAUUGUAAAUUGUGCCCUGUGUUAGUGAUAGUGUUAUUGUGCGGGGAUCACUGGUUGCGCGGACUCGAUGGGCCAAAGGUGUUUCUGCGCUGUAUCUCCAAACUAAACUAAACUAAACUAAGCAAGUCCCACCUGCCUGUGUUUGGCCCAUAUCCCUCUCAACCUUUCCUAUCCGUGUACCUGUACAAACAUCUUUUAAAUGUUCAUAGUAUCUGCCUCAACUACCUCCUCUUGCAGCUCAUUCCAUCCACCCAGCACUCUGUGUGUAAAAGGUAGCCCCUCGUGUUCCAAAUUAAAUCUUUCCCCUCUCACCUUCAACCCAUGUCCUCUGGUUCUUGAUUCCCCUACGCUGGGUAAAAGGCUCUGUGCUAGUUCAAAUACAUUCAGAUUGGACAGGCCAACGCAGGGAGACUAAUGGCCUUUCAGGUGGUUGUCAUAUGGUCUUUGUUUAUAAUUAAUGUUUAGAUCAAAUGAGGAAAGAAAGACACUAAAUUUAGACAGAACUGGGGCUGAAACAAUGCAUUUCAUUGUAUGAUGGUAAAGGAAGUGCUGUCUUCAGCACUCCUUUUGACAUAUACUACACUGUUCUAGAGUCAAAUUUCCAGUAAAUGUUUUAUUAUUAUUAAUGUUUAGUGUUUUCUGAGUCUUUCGUAACUGUCACUGUAUACCAUGUUGUUACUUGUGGGCAGAGCACCAAGGCAAAUUCCUUGUAGGUGAAUACUUGGCCAAUAAACUUACUUACUUACUUUCUUUGAGGAAGGUGAGUGAAAAUGCAUAAUGCUAUGUUUUUUAAAAAUAAUAAAAAAUAUUAGCAAAGGAUUGAAAUGUAGAUUGAGCUUGAAUUGUUUGAUAUUCACAGGAACUCUUCUCACCAAUAUACUUUCAUUACAUCUAUCUUUAUAUUAUUAUGUAUCUGGGUGAAUUUUCGCCACCCCCAGCUUUUUUGCAUCUCUCUACAUAUCUAACAAAUAAACGGAUACAUUUACCUUUCUUUUAAAGUAAUUAAUCGAUUGAUUGAAAAAUACAGCACGGAAACAGACCCUUUGGCCCUCCGAGUCCAUGCCGACUAUCGAUCACACACUCACAUUAAUGUUAUCCCACUUCCGCAUCCACUGAGUCUCUGGUGUUGUGAGGCAGGAGCUCUACCAGCUGCACCACUGUACCACCUUUCCUUUUUUUGUUUUUGUUUAUUUUAUUAGAAGUUAAUACAGUACAAAACAGUACAGUGGAACCUAAUUCUGGUGCCAACUAUGUCAUACCGUAAUCCAUUCUAUGUACAACCUCUAAUUUUACAUUUUGAGAAGGAAGUAAGCAAGACAAAGAAAAAGAAAACAAUAGAAAGGGGAAAAAGAGGAAAAAUAGAUGGUAGAGAGUAGAAAAACGUGAAGUGUGUAUAUAAAAAAAAAAGAAAAAGUGGAAAGUAGAAAUAGGAGAGAAGGCCCCUUAAAAGAGAAAUUUUCAAAUCUUUAUUCGGAGAUGUAGAUCUAUCCGCAGCAUGAACUGAAAUCAGCAAUCUUUACGGUACCGCUGCAUCACAUGAUUCCAAAAAGUCGAUGAAAGGAGACCAACUCCUUAAGAAUUGGUCAUAUUUAUCUAUUAGUCGGAGUCUCAUUUCUUCCUGUACCACCUUUCAAAAGCAAAUGGAAAGUAUUGAUAAACAAAGACAAAUGCUGUUGUUUGAAAACUUUUUUAGGGGAAGGCAGUUCGUCCAAAACAAAAAUGAGCAAAAUUUAAAAACUAGAACUUAAAAACAAAUAGGUAACCUGAUUUCUAGAUCGAGCAAAUAUCGGUAUCUCACCGGGUGGCGCAGCGGUGUAGCAGUAGAGUUGCUUCCUGACAGCGCCAGAGACCCGAGUUCGAUCCGGACUAUGGGUUCUGUCUGUACGGAGUUUGUACGUUCUCCUCGUGACCUGUGUGGGUUUUCUCUGAGAUCUUCGGUGUCCUCCCACACUCCAAAGACGUCCAGGUUUGCAGGUUAAUUGGCUUGGUGUAAAUGUAAAUUGUCCCUAGUGUGAGGGAUGGUGUUA